AUGACCAUGCACCGAAUGUCAAUUCAGAAAGCUUGUUUUCUGAGCGAAUCCACUGAUAAUUUACCAAAGCCGGCUGACCUCAAGAGGCUGCUUGAAAGGGUGAGUACAAUUAAUUUCAGUCCAAAAGUCAUUCAGUUACUUCAUCUGAUGCAUAUGUCUUUAUCCCUCGCUGAAAAGGAGAAAUAAAAAUAUGAUUUUUUGUUCAAAAAGUUGAGUUUCGGAUAUCAACAUGUCAAAGUCUCAUGUACUAUCAGUUUUUCACUUUUUAUUCAGAAAGGGGACUACUCUCUGUUUCUAGAAAAUUCUUAACCAAGUCUCUGGUAUUGUGUUUGAGACGUGGCAUGAGAAGAUUUCAACGCAUGAAAAGAAAGUAAAAAUAAUACAGAACUGAUACAAAAGGAGGCACGGAUGGACACUGUUGAGGAAGAUUGAAACGGAUGGCAAUUGUGAUUUUUGAAAACGUGUUGCUGAUCUAGCAGUUUUUCUGUUUUCUUUUUUGUUGUUUUGUUACGUUUGAGAUGAUACUCGGGAGACAUAUUUGUUUUAUACAAUGCUGUGAUGUUGUCAUUCUCAAUUUCUUAACAAAAUGAAAACCCUGAUACAGUACCUUUAAACGUCUUUCUAUCUUCCCUACAGCAGUCGAAUCAGGAUAGCAGCCAGGUAGAGACACAAGAGGAAAAUGAAUAUGCGUUUGUUGGUACUCUCGAUGAUCGUUCGUUCCUAAGUGAUGAAAUGGCCGCCGUGUGCGCUAACCUGCCCAUUCACCUCAUCAAACAGAAAAACCUUCAAGUCUAA
Molecule: messenger RNA, 795 nt
Organism: Porites lobata
Lineage: Eukaryota; Metazoa; Cnidaria; Anthozoa; Scleractinia; Poritidae
Source: the annotation of a GenBank genome assembly